Trifolium pratense (red clover) is the source of this 1035-nucleotide messenger RNA. RefSeq lists its product as uncharacterized. The transcript has 3 exons. Gene Ontology annotation, biological process: regulation of DNA-templated transcription. Gene Ontology annotation, molecular function: DNA binding. The coding region runs from base 1 to 1035 and encodes 344 amino acids. The record is from RefSeq and is a predicted model, not a curated record. Lineage: Eukaryota; Viridiplantae; Streptophyta; Magnoliopsida; Fabales; Fabaceae.
AUGGCUCUCAACUCUUCUGCACGUAAAGACUUCACUGACGAUGAACUUUUAAAACCAUUCCUCUACAACAAAAUUCAUAAUCUACCUUUGCCCAAUUAUAUCAACAUUCUUGAACAAGAUUUGUUCGGUACUGUAAAAAAUCCUUGGCAAAUUUGGGAAGAGUUUGAAGCUUCUCAUUCAUAUUCUGGAAAAGACUUGUAUGUUUUCUCCAUCUUAAGGAAGAAAUCUGCUACCAGCACACGCGUAGUUCGCACUAUUGGAAUGGGUACAUGGGAAGGUGAAGACACCGGAAAAAGUAUAUUCGCCAAAGAUACAAAUCAACUCCUUGGUAUGAAAAAACGUUAUCGGUUUGAGAAGAGUGACACUUAUCAAGACGGUGGAUGGAUCGUGCACGAAUAUAGCCUUGACAAAUCUUUAAUAAGCAAUCCUUCGGCCAUCAAUUAUGUUCUAUGCAGAUUUAGAAAGAAUUCGAAACUGGGUCUACAAAAUACAGGAACAAGAAUUCAUCACCAACCGAAUUCACACAUACCAAAUUGCAGUGUCGUACCAAGAAAAAAUCCAAAAAUGAACAAUGUUGGACAAUCACAAAGAAAGACCGUUGCCGUUCCUCCACGUGCGCCAGUUGCCGUUCCUCCACGUGCGGCAGCAACCACCAUACCCGAGAACAAUAGUACUUGGUUGGGGGAAAAUAUUGACCAAAAUCCAAGAAAUCAACUUGACAGUGUAAAUAACAAGACCGAGGCUGUUAAAAUUACUAAUGAAACAGAGCGCAAAUUUAACAAAGAAGAACAUUGCGCUAUGAACAAAGAAGAUGAUGGUGAUAUCAUUAUAAUCAAUGGUGAUGAUGAUCUUAUUAUGAGUGAUCUUAUUAUGAGCAACGAAGAAGAGGGUGGUGUCACUAUGUCUUGGCCUGAGCUUUUUGCACAGGAACUGUUAAAGAAUAACAAAGGAUGCUUGAUCGAAGAAGAUGUUUCGAUGCUUUCCAAUGAUUUUUAUAAGGACUUAUUGUUCGAAAAUAACAACAAUAUUAAGUAA